CUUGCUUCCGAGGUGAACGAGCCACUGGUACAGCAACCCAAUCGAUAACGUCACUGUACAGCGGAGGCUGUAGCCGAAGGGAAGGUUAGGAAAUGGCCGGCCUAUCCAUGGCGUCGUCGCUGCUUCCCCUCUCGUCUUCCCUCUCCAUCGCGAGCAGAGGCUCGUCGUUCUCGUGCCCCGGAUCCCUCUCCUUCCCCACUCCCUCCCCUGCCUCAAAGUCGCAGCAGCGCGGGGCGCUCACCAUCCGCUGCGUCCGUGUCGGUGGGGUGGAAAUCCCCAACAACAAGCGGGUGGAGUUCUCGCUCCGGUACAUCCACGGCAUCGGCCGUGUUCGGGCUCGUCAGAUCCUCUGCGACCUCUCCCUGGAAAACAAGGUCACCAAGGACCUAUCCGACGAGGAGCUCAUCUCCCUCCGGGAUGAGGUCUCCAAGUAUAUGAUAGAAGGCGACCUCAAGCGGUUCAAUAGGCUGGCGAUUGAGAGGCUGAAGGAAAUCCGGUGCUACAGGGGAAUUAGGCAUGAGAUGGGGCUCCCUUGUCGGGGGCAGAGAACAAAGAACAACUGCCGCACCCUCAAGGGCAAGAAGGUCUCGGUUGCUGGCAAGAAGAAAGCUUCUCGUUGAGUAAUCUGCAGUUUUCUUUUCAUUGUAUAUUUUGUUGGAAUUGCUCCACCUCUGGUAAUAUUGGAACUUGAAUUUUUUUUUCCACUGGUUAUGUUAUUCUGACAACAGUUCCUUUGGAGUUAUCUUGGAUAUGAAAUGGCUUUCUUUUCUCUUGAUGUAUUGGAUACUGAUGUUUAUGGUGGAUAUUAACAAUGCAAUUUUGUCA
Messenger RNA from Musa acuminata AAA Group (dessert banana), 825 nucleotides. Its product is annotated as small ribosomal subunit protein uS13c. NCBI's taxonomy places the organism in Eukaryota, Viridiplantae, Streptophyta, Magnoliopsida, Zingiberales, Musaceae. Gene Ontology annotation, biological process: translation. Gene Ontology annotation, cellular component: mitochondrion; ribosome; small ribosomal subunit. Gene Ontology annotation, molecular function: RNA binding; structural constituent of ribosome. The record is from RefSeq and is a predicted model, not a curated record. The transcript is spliced from 3 exons. The coding region runs from base 93 to 620 and encodes 175 amino acids.